AUGUCUGCACGAAACCAAUCCAAGGGACCUUGCGUCCAAAACCCCACCGCUCAACCACCACUAUCCCGCCCUUCGACCCCCGGCCUCAGCGAUCUCCCGCCCGAACUUAUGGCAGAAAUUGCAAGCAACCUUGACCUAAUGGAUCUCAAGAAUCUCCGCCUCGUGAGUCACUACCUCAACGAAAGUACGAACUACGUGUUCGUGAAAGAGGCCUUCGAAACCCUGUGCACCGACUUCUCCACAAACUCGCUAGAUAGGAUACUCAACAUCAGCGAUCGGCCAGAUAUAGCCAUCCACGUCAAACAGCUACACAUCUGGAUCCCCUUCAUCAGCUUGGCCAUACUCACCCAAGGCCGCUUUACCGACGGCGGGUUGCCAUGGCGCCGCGACUAUGACAUUGGACGUCUAGUCUUUCCCCAGCGCAAGGCUCGGCUCUGGGAAGAUGCGCUCGCGGGUUUGGUCAACUGCUCGUGCUUUCGCCUGGAGCGCCCACGGAGCAGGUCUGCAUUUGACGACGAAAACCAUAUCCUUAGCCUCACUGAUAACCAUGUGAUCAUGAUGAAUCUGCUUGCCAGUGGACGUGUCGGAGUCGAGAAGUAUAGCCUCAACUGGGUGCGAGGUGACGGGAAAGUCUACAAGCAUUGGCUUCGUAUGUACGAGCUGGACAGAAGACAUCUCGGCAGCCCUACCUUUGCUAAGGCCUGGGCCAACUUACGCGAGUUUACACAUAACAUGGAGAGGGACUGUGAAGCCGAGGCUGAAUACAUCGUUGACCUCCUUAGCCUGGCUCCCAAGCUGCAGUCUCUGGACCUUGGGCUUCCCAGCAAGGAAGCCGAGGCCACUGAUAUAGUCAUCGCGCGUCUAGGGUCCAGCAAGAUCCCAUUCCGGCUGCAGAAGCUGUCGCUCAGGCGCGGCAUCUGCAGUUUCGAACACGCCCUGUCUAAACUGCUAAAGUGUCAUUCUGCGACGCUGACCUCGUUGAAGCUGGAAGAUCUCUGUCUCACGGGCGACGCACUUCUGGGCGUGUUCCAGUUCUUCCACGAACACCGGUUCCCUGCGGUGGAGGACUUCAAUUUCAAUGGUCUAGCGGACAGGGGAGGACCGGAUGGCGCAACUCGGGUGGUCCGUUUGACCACCUUCACGCAGGGUUACGCAAAGCGCAUCAUUGAGCGGACCGGAGGCUUGCUUGUUUAUUAUCCUCAGCCUGGACCUAGAGCCAUUCUCUACUACAGUGGUCCUGGAGGGGGGGAGGUGUUGGCAUCUCUCCAUGAGCAAGUAGCAAUGAGGCCGUAA
Molecule: messenger RNA, 1293 nt
Organism: Aspergillus mulundensis
Lineage: Eukaryota; Fungi; Ascomycota; Eurotiomycetes; Eurotiales; Aspergillaceae
Product: F-box protein
Exons: 1
Coding region: 1-1293 (430 amino acids)
Molecular function (GO): protein binding
Source: RefSeq, a predicted model, not a curated record